CCACACAGUACGAAGCGGAUCGCCACUGCGACCAGUCAGUCGGCAAGGAAAGGCAAAGAGGAGCGCACCACACUCAUCCAAAAAACACCCAUUCCAGGACGUGUUGGUAUUGCCCGGAGCGAGAGAAAGAGCGCGCGCGCGAGCCGUUUAAAUACCAUACACAUCGGACAAUUAUGCACGAUGACGAUGGCUGUACGGCUAUACUGCUGAUAUACUGAGUCAGUAGCCGAGUCGUGUUAGUACAACAGAGCGAUUGGUGACUUUAUUGUGGUUGGAGCUCGGCGGAGAUCGUGACGAACCGGGGCUCAGUUCCGUGCGGUCGGUUAUCAUGUGAGGAAGAAUUUUGAGUCUUCCCGGCGAGCGUCGUGAGCGUUGUGUGUUCUUGGUUAAACUUAAAAAGUGCCAUCAACAACUACCGAGAAGCGAAGAAUCCUUUCCAUUGAUGAGUUGAGAACGUGUCAGACCAAAGAAGAGGGAAAAGGAAAAUCUGCAAACAUGGUGGUGUACUCGUAUACUAUGUCGAUAUUCGCGACAAUCAGCGCGAGCCUUGUGUUCGUCUUUGGAAUCAUAGGAAACCUCCUCACAGUAAUAGCCCUCCUCAAAUAUCACAAGCUGAGGAAACAUCCGACGACAGCGUUCGUGCUCUCGCUUAGCAUAUCAGAUCUCUUUUUCUGUGCCGUAAAUAUGCCGCUGACGGCAAUCAGAUUUCAUCAUCAGCAAUGGACACUUGGCGAGGGCCUGUGCAAGGUUUUCCCGGUGUUUUUCUACGGCAACGUGGCGGUCUCAGUGCUCAGCAUGGUUGGCCUCACUUUAAACCGGUUUACGUUAAUUCUACACCCUAGUCGAUACCCUAAGAUUUACACACCAAUCAGUCUGGCCCUGCAACUGUUUGGCAUUUGGGCCUUUUCGUUUGGCAUUAUGCUACUUCCCUUGUUCGAAAUCUGGGGUCGGCUCGGCCUGGACGAGGAAACCUUCUCGUGCACCAUUCUCAAGAAGGACGACAGCUCACCAAAGAAAUUCAUCUUCCUGUUUGGAGUCCUGGUGCCCUGCAUAGUCAUUUCUAUCUCCUACUCGUGCAUAUUCUAUACAGUGCACAAGCAGCGCGCCAAAGUGAAGGCACACAGUGCCAGCGGUUCGGGCCGGAUCGAGUCCUUUUUUCGGAACAAGGAGGACUGCCGGCUUACGGUGACGCUGCUGACGAUCUAUCUGUGCUUCCUGAUUUGCUUCAUGCCGCUGAUGUUGGCGAACGUAAUCGACGACGACGGUUCCCACGCAAAUUUGCACGUGUUUGCUAGCGUGCUUGCGUGGAUGUCGGCGGUCAUAAAUCCCUUUAUUUACGCAAUCGGUAGUCAGAAUUACAGGCACGCGUACACAAAGCUUCUGUCGGAAAUGUGUUUCUGGAAGACCAGCGUCGAGCUGCGAUCGUUCGACGAGAUCAACAAAUCCCGGACGGUGGACCAUUUAUAGCACAUGAUGAUGACGGCGAUAGUUUAUGCAGCGAAUAAAAGACUUAGCUUUAUGUGGAUCAAAGUGA
Messenger RNA from Culex quinquefasciatus (southern house mosquito), 1534 nucleotides. RefSeq names its product protein trapped in endoderm-1 (gene Tre1). Gene Ontology annotation, cellular component: membrane. NCBI's taxonomy places the organism in Eukaryota, Metazoa, Arthropoda, Insecta, Diptera, Culicidae. Gene Ontology annotation, molecular function: G protein-coupled receptor activity. Bases 496 to 1467 code for a protein of 323 amino acids. The transcript has 6 exons. The record is from RefSeq and is a predicted model, not a curated record. Gene Ontology annotation, biological process: G protein-coupled receptor signaling pathway.